Molecule: messenger RNA, 811 nt
Organism: Chiloscyllium plagiosum (whitespotted bambooshark)
Lineage: Eukaryota; Metazoa; Chordata; Chondrichthyes; Orectolobiformes; Hemiscylliidae
Source: RefSeq, a predicted model, not a curated record
CCCACAGGGAUUAAAUGGCGAUGUGAUUUACCAUCUCGGCCUCCAGCUCACGCUAUUGGGUGGACCUGGAUAGUCGUUCGUCACUCCUGUGUCUCUCUCUCUCUCUCCCUCUCACCCACACACAUGUCAAGGAGGCUGCCUGAGGUAUUGACCCCGUCUCUCUGAACUGCAUGUCACCUCCGACCUCGGCGCUUGACGGAGCACGCUGACCUCCGACCUUCCGGAGGAGCAAGACGCCAUCUUGACCGGCCAUAGCCCCCCCCUCCUCCUCCCGUGUUGGCUCUCCCGGCCACGCCCGCGGGUGGCGAUGGGCGGACUCUGGGGUUACCUGCUGACGGGGCAGGUGUUGAUCUGGGUGCGGGCGCACGGUGGCGAAGUGGAGCAGUCGGAAACCGUGCCGGCGGACAAUGGGACCAGAGCCGGGGAGGCUCCGACCGAGCGACCCUCGACCUCCGACCGUUGCCGCGGUUACUACGACGUGAUGGGCCAGUGGGACCCGCCGUUUAACUGCAACGCCCACACCUACCUGUACUGCUGUGGCACCUGCGGCUACCGUUUCUGCUGUGAGUUUGCCCACGACCGCCUGGACCAGAGCACCUGCACCAACUACGACACGCCCAACUGGGUCAACACGGGCAAGCCGCCCGUCAAAGUGGACGAACCCGUGGAGGGCCCGGCCAAGGACAAGACCAACAUGAUCGUCUACAUCAUCUGCGGGGUGGUAGCCGUGAUGGUGCUGGUGGGAAUUUUCACCAAACUCGGCCUGGAGAAGGCCCGAAGGCCUCAGACGGAGAUGAACAUGUCGAGGUAA